This is a messenger RNA of Hevea brasiliensis (rubber tree), 327 nucleotides long. Its product is annotated as disease resistance protein RPV1-like. NCBI's taxonomy places the organism in Eukaryota, Viridiplantae, Streptophyta, Magnoliopsida, Malpighiales, Euphorbiaceae. The transcript is spliced from 2 exons. The coding region runs from base 1 to 327 and encodes 108 amino acids. Gene Ontology annotation, biological process: signal transduction. The record is from RefSeq and is a predicted model, not a curated record.
AUGGCUUCUAGUUCAUCUUCUUUCAGCCCCUCUAAAUUAAGCUAUGAUGUUUUCCUUAGUUUUAGAGAAAACUAUGCGUCGUCUCGAUGGUGCCUAGAUGAACUCCUGAAGAUACUAGAGUGCAUGAAAGCAAUGGGCCGAUUGGUUGUACACAUUUUCUAUCAUGUAAACCCAUCUGAUGUUAGAAAUCAGACUGGAAAUUUCGGAGAAGCAUUUGCGAAACUUAAAGAACGAUUCAAGGAGAGCAUAGACAGGGUGGAGAGGUGGAGUAGUGCUUUAAGGGAAGCAGCCAAUCUAUCUGGAUGGGAUUCCAAUAACUAUAGGUAA